Astrephomene gubernaculifera is the source of this 27663-nucleotide messenger RNA. The record is from the annotation of a GenBank genome assembly. Lineage: Eukaryota; Viridiplantae; Chlorophyta; Chlorophyceae; Chlamydomonadales; Astrephomenaceae.
UAUACGAUUAGAGCAAGGCACUCUCCGCCCACCACGGACGAGUCGCCGAAAUGAGCCUUUCAUUGCCGAAACAUAGGGAACAUUUUUAGCAGUAUUAUGGACUAUGCAUGCCGCUUCUUGUAAUUUCCGGCUAGUUGUUGGCUCGACGUUAACGGGAUCCUGCUGAAUGCGAGGGAAGCAGCAUCCCACGGACCGCGGGUCUGCCGUGGGGGUGCUGCUGCUUCUGGUUCUUAUCGUCGCAGGUCUUUUAUCCCUAGCAGACUCCCAAGCAGUCUCCGCUUUCGGUGACUACAUCGAAGCAUUUGGUGAAAGCACUCGCUCGGACUCCACACAGCUAACGCGAGCGCAGUUCCCGUACUGCCGAUGUGGAAGGGGGGCAAGCAACAACCCCUACACGCUAGCUUUCUCGAGAUCUAGGCGCUUGAAGGACGGAACCAUCCGGACCUGCUUUCAAGUAGUCCCAAUUAGGACGUGCGAUGGCUUGGAGGACGGUAGCCGUGCUAGCGAGUGCUGCAAUGCAGUGCAAUCCGACCUCAACAAAAUAGAGCUGGAAGUCGACCCCCAGUGCGCGGGUUCGAUUGUUGGCGUUAGCAUUAAUGGGAAGUCCGGCAAGGCUUGGCAAUGGGUGGACGGUGCGGGCCCCUCGGUGGAGCUGAAGCUCAGCAACUUGCAGUGGAAUGCGACAGAAGCAGCGGGCGCAGAGGUGUGCUACACCUUGGGGGCGCCCUGCCCCACAUUGCAACAGAUGUGCUAUAACGAGGGCUCCUGCAACUUUGCGCUCUUCAACGGGGGCACUGACAGCUCGUUAUGCUGCCUGCUGGGCAGUUUCUCGCUCCCGGCGCUGCCACAGCCACCGCUGUCGCCGCCAACUCCACCGCUGCCGCCGCCCACACCUCCACCGGCGGUGCCACAGCGCCCACCGCCGUCACCUCAGCCCCCGCCGCUGCCACCGCCACCGGUGCCGCCCCAGCCGCCGUCACCCCUGCCUCCAUCGCCGCCGUCGCCGACGUCGCCGCGGCCACCACCACCAAAGAAACGGCUGCCACCACCUAAGCCGCCACGGCCGCCGCCGCCCUCACCCCCUCCGCAGCCUCCGGCGCUGCCGCCACCUCUACCACCCACACCACCGCCGGCGGUGCCACAGAACCCACCGCCGUCACCGCAGCCCCCGCCGCUGCCACCCCCGCCGGGGCCGCCUCUGCCGCCGUCACCGCAGCCUCCAUCGCCGUCGACGCCUCAGCCGCCGUCGCCGCGGCCGCCGCGGCCACCACCACCAAAGAAACGGCCGCCACCACCUAAGCCGCCACGGCCACCGCCGCCCUUACCCCCUCCACAGCCUCCGGCGCUGCCGCCGCCCUCUCCUCCACCACAGCCCCCGGCACUGCCGCCGCCGUCACCGCCACCACAACCCCCGGCGCCACCACCUCCAUUGCAGCCCCUACCGCCGGUUGCACCCUCCCCUCCUCCACCUUCACCGCCUCCCAUGCACCCACCGCCAUCACCUGCACCCAUGCCGCCCUCGCCUAGACCACCAGGGCCGCCAUCCCCACCGCCUCCAAAGAAAAAGCCUCCACCACGGCCACCUCCCAAGCCGCCACGGCCUCCAACUCCCUCGCCUCCCUUGCCACCCUCUCUGCCUCCUUCACCAACACCUCUGGCACCCCCAGGGGUACCGCCGCCCUCUCCCUCGCCACCGCCUUCUCCGCCCCCGCCUCCGUCGCCCCAGCCACCACCCUCUCCUAGCCCGCCGCCCUCUCCCUCGCCGCCGCCUUCUCCUCCCCCGCCUCCGUCGCCCCAGCCACCACCCUCUCCUAGCCCGCCUCCCUCUCCUUCCCCUCCGCCAUCCCCGCCCCCGCCUCCGUCGCCCCAGCCACCACCCUCUCCUAGCCCACCUCCCUCUCCCACGCCGCCGCCUUCUCCGCCCCCGCCUCCGUCGCCCCAGCCACCACCCUCUCCUAGCCCACCUCCCUCUCCUUCACCGCCGCCUUCUCCGCCCCCGCCUCCGUCGCCCCAGCCACCACCCUCUCCUAGCCCGCCUCCCUCUCCUUCACCGCCGCCUUCCCCGCCCCCGCCUCCGUCGCCCCAGCCACCACCCUCUCCUAGCCCGCCUCCCUCUCCCUCGCCGCCGCCUUCCCCGCCCCCGCCUCCGUCGCCCCAGCCACCACCAUCUCCUAGCCCGCCUCCCUCUCCCUCGCCACCGCCUUCCCCGCCCCCGCCUCCGUCGCCCCAGCCACCACCCUCUCCUAGCCCGCCUCCCUCUCCCUCGCCGCCGCCUUCUCCUCCCCCGCCUCCGUCGCCCCAGCCACCACCCUCUCCUAGCCCGCCUCCCUCUCCUUCACCGCCGCCUUCCCCGCCCCCGCCUCCGUCGCCCCAGCCACCACCCUCUCCUAGCCCGCCUCCCUCUCCUUCCCCGCCGCCUUCCCCGCCCCCGCCUCCGUCGCCCCAGCCACCACCAUCUCCUAGCCCGCCUCCCUCUCCUUCACCGCCGCCUUUCCCGCCCCCGCCUCCGUCGCCCCAGCCACCACCCUCUCCUAGCCCGCCUCCCUCUCCUUCACCGCCGCCUUCCCCGCCCCCGCCUCCGUCGCCCCAGCCACCACCAUCUCCUAGCCCGCCUCCCUCUCCUUCACCGCCGCCUUCCCCGCCCCCGCCUCCGUCGCCCCAGCCACCACCCUCUCCUAGCCCGCCUCCCUCUCCCUCGCCGCCGCCUUCCCCGCCCCCGCCUCCGUCGCCCCAGCCACCACCCUCUCCUAGCCCGCCUCCCUCUCCUUCCCCGCCGCCUUCUCCUCCCCCGCCUCCGUCGCCCAAGCCACCACCCUCUCCUAGCCCGCCUCCCUCUCCCUCACCGCCGCCUUCCCCGCCACCGCCUCCGUCACCCCAGCCACCACCCUCUCCUAGCCCGCCUCCCUCUCCUUCGCCACCGCCUUCCCCGCCACCGCCUCCGUCGCCCCAGCCACCACCCUCUCCUAGCCCGCCUCCCUCUCCUUUACCGCCGCCUUCCCCGCCCCCCCCUCCGUCGCCCCAGCCACCACCCUCUCCUAGCCCGCCUCCCUCUCCUUCCCCGCCGCCUUCCCCGCCCCCGCCUCCGUCGCCCCAGCCACCACCCUCUCCUAGCCCGCCUCCCUCUCCCUCGCCGCCGCCUUCCCCGCCCCCGCCUCCGUCGCCCCAGCCACCACCCUCUCCUAGCCCGCCUCCCUCUCCCGCGCCGCCGCCUUCCCCGCCCCCGCCUCCGUCGCCCCAGCCACCACCCUCUCCUAGCCCGCCUCCCUCUCCUUCACCGCCGCCUUCCCCGCCACCGCCUCCGUCGCCCCAGCCACCACCCUCUCCUAGCCCGCCUCCCUCUCCCUCACCGCCGCCUUCCCCGCCACCGCCUCCGUCACCCCAGCCACCACCCUCUCCUAGCCCGCCUCCCUCUCCUUCGCCACCGCCUUCCCCUCCACCGCCUCCGUCGCCCCAGCCACCACCCUCUCCUAGCCCGCCUCCCUCUCCCUCGCCGCCGCCUUCCCCGCCCCCGCCUCCGUCGCCCCAGCCACCACCCUCUCCUAGCCCGCCUCCCUCUCCUUCACCGCCGCCUUCCCCGCCCCCGCCUCCGUCGCCCCGGCCACCACCCUCUCCUAGCCCGCCUCCCUCUCCCUCACCGCCGCCUUCCCCGCCCCCGCCUCCGUCGCCCCAGCCACCACCCUCUCCUAGCCCGCCUCCCUCUCCUUCGCCACCGCCUUCCCCGCCACCGCCUCCGUCACCCCAGCCACCACCCUCUCCUAGCCCGCCUCCAUCUCCCUCACCGCCGCCUUCCCCGCCCCCGCCUCCGUCGCCCCAGCCACCACCCUCUCCUAGCCCGCCUCCCUCUCCUUCGCCACCGCCUUCCCCGCCACCGCCUCCGUCGCCCCAGCCACCACCCUCUCCCAGCCCGCCUCCCUCUCCUUCCCCGCCGCCUUCUCCGCCCCCGCCUCCGUCGCCCCAGCCACCACCCUCUCCUAGCCCGCCUCCCUCUCCUUCCCCGCCGCCUUCCCCGCCCCCGCCUCCGUCGCCCCAGCCACCACCCUCUCCUAGCCCGCCUCCCUCUCCCUCGCCGCCGCCUUCCCCGCCCCCGCCUCCGUCGCCCCAGCCACCACCCUCUCCUAGCCCGCCUCCCUCUCCCGCGCCGCCGCCUUCCCCGCCCCCGCCUCCGUCGCCCCAGUCACCACCCUCUCCUUCCCCGCCGCCAUCCCCGCCCCCCCCUCCGUCGCCCCAGCCACCACCCUCUCCUAGCCCGCCUCCCUCUCCUUCCCCGCCGCCUUCCCCGCCCCCGCCUCCGUCGCCCCAGCCACCACCCUCUCCUAGCCCGCCUCCCUCUCCCUCGCCGCCGCCUUCCCCGCCCCCGCCUCCGUCGCCCCAGCCACCACCCUCUCCUAGCCCGCCUCCCUCUCCCGCGCCGCCGCCUUCCCCGCCCCCGCCUCCGUCGCCCCAGCCACCACCCUCUCCUAGCCCGCCUCCCUCUCCUUCACCGCCGCCUUCCCCGCCACCGCCUCCGUCGCCCCAGCCACCACCCUCUCCUAGCCCGCCUCCCUCUCCCUCACCGCCGCCUUCCCCGCCACCGCCUCCGUCACCCCAGCCACCACCCUCUCCUAGCCCGCCUCCCUCUCCUUCGCCACCGCCUUCCCCUCCACCGCCUCCGUCGCCCCAGCCACCACCCUCUCCUAGCCCGCCUCCCUCUCCCUCGCCGCCGCCUUCCCCGCCCCCGCCUCCGUCGCCCCAGCCACCACCCUCUCCUAGCCCGCCUCCCUCUCCUUCACCGCCGCCUUCCCCGCCCCCGCCUCCGUCGCCCCGGCCACCACCCUCUCCUAGCCCGCCUCCCUCUCCCUCACCGCCGCCUUCCCCGCCCCCGCCUCCGUCGCCCCAGCCACCACCCUCUCCUAGCCCGCCUCCCUCUCCCUCGCCACCGCCAUCCCCGCCCCCGCCUCCGUCACCCAAGCCACCACCCUCUCCUAGCCCGCCUCCCUCUCCUUCACCGCCGCCUUCCCCGCCCCCGCCUCCGUCACCCCAGCCACCACCCUCUCCUAGCCCGCCUCCCUCUCCCUCGCCACCGCCUUCCCCGCCACCGCCUCCGUCACCCCAGCCACCACCCUCUCCUAGCCCGCCUCCCUCUCCUUCACCGCCUCCUUCCCCGCCCCCGCCUCCGUCGCCCCAGCCACCACCCUCUCCUAGCCCGCCUCCCUCUCCCUCGCCACCGCCAUCCCCGCCCCCGCCUCCGUCGCCCCAGCCACCACCCUCUCCUAGCCCGCCUCCCUCUCCUUCACCGCCGCCUUCCCCGCCCCCGCCUCCGUCACCCAAGCCACCACCCUCUCCUAGCCCGCCUCCCUCUCCCUCGCCACCGCCUUCCCCGCCACCGCCUCCGUCACCCCAGCCACCACCCUCUCCUAGCCCGCCUCCCUCUCCUUCACCGCCUCCUUCCCCGCCCCCGCCUCCGUCGCCCCAGCCACCACCCUCUCCUAGCCCGCCUCCCUCUCCCUCGCCACCGCCAUCCCCGCCCCCGCCUCCGUCACCCAAGCCACCACCCUCUCCUAGCCCGCCUCCCUCUCCCUCGCCACCGCCUUCCCCGCCCCCGCCUCCGUCGCCCCAGCCACCACCCUCUCCUAGCCCGCCUCCCUCUCCUUCGCCACCGCCUUCCCCGCCACCGCCUCCGUCGCCCCAGCCACCACCCUCUCCUAGCCCGCCUCCCUCUCCUUCGCCACCGCCUUCCCCGCCACCGCCUCCGUCGCCCCAGCCACCACCCUCUCCUAGCCCGCCUCCCUCUCCCUCGCCACCGCCAUCUCCGCCCCCGCCUCCGUCACCCAAGCCACCACCAUCUCCUAGCCCGCCUCCCUCUCCCUCGCCACCGCCAUCUCCGCCCCCGCCUCCGUCACCCAAGCCACCACCCUCUCCUAGCCCGCCUCCCUCUCCCUCGCCACCGCCUUCCCCGCCCCCGCCUCCGUCGCCCCAGCCACCACCCUCUCCUAGCCCGCCUCCCUCUCCUUCGCCACCGCCUUCCCCGCCACCGCCUCCGUCGCCCCAGCCACCACCCUCUCCUAGCCCGCCUCCCUCUCCUUCGCCACCGCCUUCCCCGCCACCGCCUCCGUCGCCCCAGCCACCACCCUCUCCUAGCCCGCCUCCCUCUCCUUCACCGCCGCCUUCCCCGCCACCGCCUCCGUCGCCCCAGCCACCACCCUCUCCUAGCCCGCCUCCCUCUCCCUCGCCGCCGCCUUCCCCGCCACCGCCUCCGUCGCCCCAGCCACCACCCUCUCCUAGCCCGCCUCCCUCUCCCUCACCGCCGCCUUCUCCGCCCCCGCCUCCGCCUUCAGAUCCAUUCCCUCCCUCUGUACCCCCUCCGCCAUCACCAUCGCGUCCUCAUGCACCCCCACCGCCGCCUCCUUCUCCAGACCCGCCUCCCUUCCCCCCAGAACCCCCAUCUCCGCAGCCCAUGCCUCCCUCACCCCCAUCGCCAUCCCCUCCGCCGGCGCCGCCACCCCUUCCACCGCCGGCACCUUCCACCCCACCUCAAUCAAUCAGCUCAGUCCAUGUCAACGUCACAGUCCUGCGCGCUGUCUCCCUGAGAAGGUUCGCAGCCGAGUCCACGUCAACAUCCCAGUCCAGCUUUGACCUCGCGCACUGCAACCUGUUGGCCAAGCUCGUCACCCAGCACCUGGCCUCCAUUCGUGCUAGCCCCGGCUGGUCAGAACAGUACCAAUGCGUGUUCUUUGACGUUGACCGGAUUGUGGCACAGGGCCUCUGGCCUCCAACCACGGAGCCGGACGCCAUCACCUGGGUCUACGAGGAGCUCCAGGAUACCGGGACUGUCACAUUGUUAACACAGACCCUGGGCUUGGGUUGCAGCGCGGGCGUCGAGAUUUCGGACUCCCUAGGUGGAUUCCAAGAACAGCAGGCUUGUUCUCCGGUGGCCCCUCCACGCCCACCGCGACAUCCCCCUGCCCCCACCCCUCCUCCGCCUCCACCGUUGCCGUCGCCUUCCCCCCCAAGCCCCUAUCCGCCAACUCCCAGCCCCUUGCUCCCGCCUUCACCCCUUCCCUCCACUCCACCACUCCUGCCGCCCGCAUAUCCUAGCCCUCCGCCUCCACAGUACCCACCGUCACCCUCCUACCCUUCACCGCCCACCAACCCAACACCGCUCCGUCCCUCCUACCCGCCUUCCUACCCUUCACCACCCUCUCCCGAGCCCACAUCACCGCCUCUGGAGCCCCAAUCCCCUCCGGACCUUAAGCCGCCCGACCUCCCACCACCCGUCCAGCCGGCCGCUCGACGCCCUAACCCACCUCCGCCCCAACAGUCUCAGCCUCCAAUGGUGAGGGACCUUGACCCGCCACCACCGGCGCCGUCAAGCCCGCUGUCACCUCCGUCACCCCCUCCCAGCUCGGAACCAGACAGCCCCUUGGCCCCAGCAGCCCAGUAUCCGCCAAAGCCCCAACCACCGUCACCCAGGCUCCCCAGUCCCAAGCCCCUGCCACCUUCUUCCAAGCCUGCUCCACCCUCCCCUCCAGUGCCCCCUGCGAGGAGCCCCAAGCCCCCAUCCCCUAAGCCACCGAAGUUGAGACCGCCACCAACGCCCACUCGUCCCAGUCCGGAACCUCGGCCGCCUUUCCAUCAGCCCUCAUGGCCCGCCCUAGUACCUCCUCAUAUGGCCCAUUACGACUUUUCACCUCCACCGCCGCCUCCGCCUCCGCCGCCCCCGCCCCCGCCACUCCCCGAUGCGCAGCAUCUCUACCCGUCGCCUCCGCCUCCACCACCUCCGCCGCCACCUCCGUUGCCUCCGCCGCCACCACCGCCUCCACCGCCACCACCGCCGCCGCCGCCUCCUGGAGGCAUCAAAUCUCCGCCACCGCCUUCACUUACUCCGGUGGACCCACUGGUAAGGAAACCCCCGUCACCUCGACCACCAAGCCCCCGGCUCAGCCCUAGACCCAAGCGCCCCUCUCCACCGCCACUCCGUCUCACACCCAAGCCUCCAUCUCCGUCGCCCCCACCUUUCCCCCCUCCUCGAACGCUUCGGCCACCGCCUUCCAUCACGCGCCCUCCCUCGCCAGUCUGGACCUCCGCGCCCCCUUCGCCUUCUCCGUCCCUUCACCAGCCCCCGACCUUACCUCCAACCAUGCACAACCCAGCAUCACCUCCCCCAUCACCAACAGAAGCAAGCAACCCUCCUACGCUUCAACCGCCUUCACCGCCCCAGAUCCCCUACUCGGUGCUGCCGCCAGGUGCAUUCCCAGCGCCCCAGCCAGCAGGCCACCCAACGGACAGCCCUCCGUUUCCGCCUGCACCCACGUACCAGCCCUCAAGCCCAGCCUAUCCCCCGCAAGCCAGUCCUGCCUAUCCGCCUCCACCCAGUCCCGCAUAUCCUCCUCCUGCAAACAACCCUACCCGCCCCUCCUACCCGCCAGCCCCUGGCUCCAUGCCCUCUCCUUCAGGCCCGGUCAGCAACAGCCCUGCCUAUCCGCCUCCACCCAGCCCAUCGUACCCUCCCGCCGGCCAUCCCGACGCGUCCUCUCCCUACCCGCCAUCCCCUGGCUCCAUGCCCUCUCCUUCAGGCCCGGUCAGCAACAGCCCUGCCUAUCCGCCUCCCACCAGCCCAUCGUACCCUCCCGCCGGCCAUCCCGACGCGUCCUCUCCCUACCCGCCAUCCCCUGGCUCCAUGCCCUCUCCUUCAGGCCCGGUCAGCAACAGCCCUGCCAGCCCUGCCUAUCCGCCUCCACCCAGCCCAUCGUCCCCUCCCGCCGGCCAUCCCAACGCGUCUUCUCCCUACCCGCCAGCCCCUAGCUCCAUGCCCUCUCCUUCAGGCCCGGUCAGCAACAGCCCUGCCUAUCCGCCUCCACCCAGCCCAUCGUCCCCUCCCGCCGGCCAUCCCAACGCGUCCCCUCCCUACCACCCAGCCCCUAGCUCCAUGCCCUCUCCUUCAGGCCCGGUCAGCAACAGCCCUGCCUAUCCGCCUCCUCCACGCCCAUCGUCCCCUCCCGCCGGCCAUCCCGACGCGUCCCCUCCCUACCCGCCAGCCCCUGGCUCCAUGCCCUUUCCUUCAGGCCCGGUCAGCAACAGCCCUGCCUAUCCGCCUCCUCCCAGCCCAUCGUCCCCUCCCGCCGGCCAUCCCGACGCGUCCCCUCCCUACCCGCCAGCCCCUGGCUCCAUGCCCUCUCCUUCAGGCCCGGUCAGCAACAGCCCUGCCUAUCCGCCUCCUCCCAGCCCAUCGUCCCCUCCCGCCGGCCAUCCCGACGCGUCCUCUCCCUACCCGCCAGCCCCUGGCUCCAUGCCCUCUCCUUCAGGCCCGGUCAGCAACAGCCCUGCCUAUCCGCCUCCACCCAGCCCAUCGUCCCCUCCCGCCGGCCAUCCCAACGCGUCCCCUCCCUACCCGCUAGCCCCUAGCUCCAUGCCCUCUCCUUCAGGCCCGGUCAGCAACAGCCCUGCCUAUCCACCUCCACCCAGCCCAUCGUCCCCUCCCGCCGGCCAUCCCAACGCGUCCCCUCCCUACCCGCCAGCCCCUAGCUCCAUGCCCUCUCCUUCAGGCCCGGUCAGCAACAGCCCUGCCUAUCCACCUCCACCCAGCCCAUCGUCCCCUCCCGCCGGCCAUCCCGACGCGUCCUCUCCCUACCCGCCAUCCCCUGGCUCCAUGCCCUCUCCUUCAGGCCCGGUCAGAAACAGCCCUGCCUAUCCGCCUCCUCCCAGCCCAUCGUCCCCUCCUGCCGGCCAUCCCGACGCGUCCUCUCCCUACCCGCCAUCCCCUGGCUCCAUGCCCUCUCCUUCAGGCCCGGUCAGCAACAGCCCUGCCUAUCCGCCUCCAUCCAGCCCAUCGUCCCCUCCCGCCGGCCAUCCCAACGCGUCCCCUCCCUACCCGCCAGCCCCUGGCUCCAUGCCCUCUCCUUCAGGCCCCGUCAGCAACAGCCCUGCCUAUCCGCCUCCCACCAGCCCAUCGUCCCCUCCCGCGGGCCAUCCCGACGCGUCCUCUCCCUACCCGCCAGCCCCUAGCUCCAUGCCCUCUCCUUCAGAACCGGUCAGCAACAGCCCUGCCUAUCCGCCUCCCACCAGCCCAUCGUCCCCUCCCGCCGGCCAUCCCGACGCGUCCUCUCCCUACCCGCCAUCCCCUGGCUCCAUGCCCUCUCCUUCAGGCCCGGUCAGCAACAGCCCUGCCUAUCCGCCUCCCACCAGCCCAUCGUCCCCUCCCGCCGGCCAUCCCGACGCGUCCCCUCCCUACCCGCCAGCCCCUGGCUCCAUGCCCUCUCCUUCAGGCCCGGUCAGCAACAGCCCUGCCUAUCCGCCUCCUCCCAGCCCAUCGUCCCCUCCCGCCGGCCAUCCCGACGCGUCCUCUCCCUACCCGCCAGCCCCUGGCUCCAUGCCCUCUCCUUCAGGCCCGGUCAGCAACAGCCCUGCCUAUCCGCCUCCUCCCAGCCCAUCGUCCCCUCCCGCCGGCCAUCCCGACGCGUCCUCUCCCUACCCGCCAGCCCCUGGCUUCAUGCCCUCUCCUUCAGGCCCGGUCAGCAACAGCCCUGCCUAUCCGCCUCCUCCCAGCCCAUCGUCCCCUCCCGCCGGCCAUCCCGACGCGUCCUCUCCCUACCCGCCAGCCCCUGGCUCCAUGCCCUCUCCUUCAGGCCCGGUCAGAAACAGCCCUGCCUAUCCGCCUCCUCCCAGCCCAUCGUCCCCUCCCGCCGGCCAUCCCGACGCGUCCCCUCCCUACCCUCCAGCCCCUUCGUCCAUGCCCUCUCCUUCAGGCCCGGUCAGCAACAGCCCUGCCUAUCCGCCUCCUCCCAGCCCAUCGUCCCCUCCCGCCGGCCAUCCCGACGCGUCCUCUCCCUACCCGCCAUCCCCUGGCUCCAUGCCCUCUCCUUCAGGCCCGGUCAGCAACAGCCCUGCCUAUCCGCCUCCUCCCAGCCCAUCGUCCCCUCCCGCCGGCCAUCCCGGCGCGUCCUCUCCCUACCCGCCAGCCCCUUCGUCCAUGCCCUCUCCUUCAGGCCCGGUCAGCAACAGCCCUGCCUAUCCGCCUCCUCCCAGCCCAUCGUCCCCUCCCGCCGGCCAUCCCGACGCGUCCUCUCCCUACCCGCCAUCCCCUGGCUCCAUGCCCUCUCCUUCAGGCCCGGUCAGCAACAGCCCUGCCUAUCCGCCUCCUCCCAGCCCAUCGUCCCCUCCCGCCGGCCAUCCCGGCGCGUCCUCUCCCUACCCGCCAGCCCCUGGCUCCAUGCCCUCUCCUUCAGGCCCGGUCAGCAACAGCCCUGCCUAUCCGCCUCCUCCCAGCCCAUCGUCCCCUCCCGCCGGUCAUCCCAACGCGUCCUCUCCCUCCCCGCCAGCCCCUAGCUCCAUGCCCUCUCCUUCAGGCCCGGUCAGCAACAGCCCUGCCUAUCCGCCUCCUCCCAGCCCAUCGUCCCCUCCCGCCGGCCAUCCCGACGCGUCCUCUCCCUACCCGCCAGCCCCUGGCUUCAUGCCCUCUCCUUCAGGCCCGGUCAGCAACAGCCCUGCCUAUCCGCCUCCUCCCAGCCCAUCGUCCCCUCCCGCCGGCCAUCCCGACGCGUCCUCUCCCUACCCGCCAGCCCCUGGCUCCAUGCCCUCUCCUUCAGGCCCGGUCAGAAACAGCCCUGCCUAUCCGCCUCCUCCCAGCCCAUCGUCCCCUCCCGCCGGCCAUCCCGACGCGUCCCCUCCCUACCCUCCAGCCCCUUCGUCCAUGCCCUCUCCUUCAGGCCCGGUCAGCAACAGCCCUGCCUAUCCGCCUCCUCCCAGCCCAUCGUCCCCUCCCGCCGGCCAUCCCGACGCGUCCUCUCCCUACCCGCCAUCCCCUGGCUCCAUGCCCUCUCCUUCAGGCCCGGUCAGCAACAGCCCUGCCUAUCCGCCUCCUCCCAGCCCAUCGUCCCCUCCCGCCGGCCAUCCCGGCGCGUCCUCUCCCUACCCGCCAGCCCCUGGCUCCAUGCCCUCUCCUUCAGGCCCGGUCAGCAACAGCCCUGCCUAUCCGCCUCCUCCCAGCCCAUCGUCCCCUCCCGCCGGUCAUCCCAACGCGUCCUCUCCCUCCCCGCCAGCCCCUAGCUCCAUGCCCUCUCCUUCAGGCCCGGUCAGCAACAGCCCUGCCUAUCCGCCUCCUCCCAGCCCAUCGUCCCCUCCCGCCGGCCAUCCCGACGCGUCCUCUCCCUACCCGCCAGCCCCUGGCUUCAUGCCCUCUCCUUCAGGCCCGGUCAGCAACAGCCCUGCCUAUCCGCCUCCUCCCAGCCCAUCGUCCCCUCCCGCCGGCCAUCCCGACGCGUCCUCUCCCUACCCGCCAGCCCCUGGCUCCAUGCCCUCUCCUUCAGGCCCGGUCAGAAACAGCCCUGCCUAUCCGCCUCCUCCCAGCCCAUCGUCCCCUCCCGCCGGCCAUCCCGACGCGUCCUCUCCCUACCCUCCAGCCCCUUCGUCCAUGCCCUCUCCUUCAGGCCCGGUCAGCAACAGCCCUGCCUAUCCGCCUCCUCCCAGCCCAUCGUCCCCUCCCGCCGGCCAUCCCGACGCGUCCUCUCCCUACCCGCCAGCCCCUGGCUUCAUGCCCUCUCCUUCAGGCCCGGUCAGCAACAGCCCUGCCUAUCCGCCUCCUCCCAGCCCAUCGUCCCCUCCCGCCGGCCAUCCCGACGCGUCCUCUCCCUACCCGCCAGCCCCUGGCUCCAUGCCCUCUCCUUCAGGCCCGGUCAGCAACAGCCCUGCCUAUCCGCCUCCUCCCAGCCCUUCGUCCCCUCCCGCCGGCCAUCCCGACGCGUCCUCUCCCUACCCGCCAGCCCCUGGCUCCAUGCCCUCUCCUUCAGGCCCGGUCAGCAAUAGCCCCGUCCACCCGCCGCCUUUAGACGGAAACAUGACUACAAGCCCUCCUGUUGCGCCGACGCCCAACCCUACAAACGGUGGAACAUUUUCAUCCCCACCACUCUUGACACCGCCCAGCCCCCAACGUUCACCUACGCCACCGGCCAGCCCCCCUAGCAUCCCAGCACCAUCCCAACCACCGCUCAGCCCAAGUAGAAGGAAUCCACCACCGAGUCCUUCACCCCCACCGAAGCUUAAGAACCCCAGGCCCCCGCCGCCCCGACCUCCAAGUCCCGUUCCACCACCACCUCCGAAACGGCGAAGCCCUAGGCCCCCUCCCCCUACUCCGCUCCAACCACCGUGGCCCAGUCCGAAGCCCCUGCCACCUUCUCCCAAGGCUUUUCCUCCCUCCCCUUCGGUGCCCCCGAGUCCCCCGAUGCCAUUUCUGCCUCCAGUGCCCAACCUGCCGGCACCCCCGCCCACCAGCACGAUUCCAGACCCACCCAACGCCGUGCCUCCUCGCAUGCCCAGCCCGCCAAUCUACAGCCCUAUACCCCCGCCCUACGGCUCCAAUACGCACAGCCCCAGCUAUCCUCCACCACCCAACCCGGCUUAUCCCCCACCUCCACCCCACAGACCUACGCCCUCUCCUGCCGGUCACCCUGCAAGCAGCCCUCCCUACCCGCCAGCCACCAGCCCCAUGCCCCCACCUUCAGGCCCUGUCAGCCCCAGCCCCGCCUACCCACCGCCACCCAGCCCGGCGCCCUCUCCUGCCGGCCAGCCUUCCAACAGCACUACCUACCCGCCAGCCACCAGCCCCAUGCCCCCACCAUCAGGCCCAGUCAGCCCCAGCCCUGCCUACCCACCGCCACCCAGCCCGGCGCCCUCUCCUGCCGGCCACCCUGCAAGCAGCCCUCCCUACCCGCCAGCCACCAGCCCCAUGCCCCCACCUUCAGGCCUUGUUAGCCCGAGCCCUGCCUACCCACCUCCACCCAGCCCGGCGCCCUCUCCUGCCGGCAACCCUGCAAGCAGCCCUCCCUACCCGCCAGCCACCAGCCCCAUGCCCCCACCUUCAGGCCUUGUUAGCCCGAGCCCUGCCUACCCACCUCCACCCAGCCCGGCGCCCUCUCCUGCCGGCCACCCUGCAAGCAGCCCUCCCUACCCGCCAGCCACCAGCCCCAUGCCCCCACCUUCAGGCCUUGUUAGCCCGAGCCCUGCCUACCCACCUCCACCCAGCCCGGCGCCCUCUCCUGCCGGCCACCCUGCAAGCAGCCCUCCCUACCCGCCAGCCACCAGCCCCAUGCCCCCACCUUCAGGCCCAGUCAGCCCCAGCUCCGCCUACCCACCGCCACCCAGCCCGGCGCCCUCUCCUGCCGGCAAGCCAACCAACAGCCCUCCCUACCCGCCAGCCACCAGCCCCAUGCCCCCACCUUCAGGCCCAGUCAGCCCCAGCCCCGCCUACCCACCGCCACCCAGCCCUGCGCCCUCUCCUGCCGGCCAGCCUUCCAACAGCCCUCCCUACCCGCCAGCCACCAGCCCCAUGCCCCCACCUUCAGGCCCAGUCAGCCCCAGCCCCGCCUACCCACCUCCACCCAGCCCGGCGCCCUCUCCUGCGGGCCAGCCAACCAACAGCCCUCCUUACCCGCCAGCCACCAGCCCCAUGCCCCCACCUUCAGGCCCAGUCAGCCCCAGCUCCGCCUACACACCGCCACCCAGCCCGGCGCCCUCUCCUGCCGGCCACCCUGCAAGCAGCCCUCCCAACCCGCCAGCCACCAGCCCCAUGCCCCCACCUUCAGGCCCAGUCAGCCCCAGCCCCGCCUACCCACCGCCACCCAGCCCGGCGCCCUCUCCUGCCGGCCACCCUGCAAGCAGCCCUCCCAACCCGCCAGCCACCAGCCCCAUGCCCCCACCUUCAGGCCCAGUCAGCCCCAGCCCUGCCUACCCACCGCCACCCAGCCCGGCGCCCUCUCCUGCCGGCCAGCCUUUGAACAGCCCUCCCUACCCGCCAGCCACCAGCCCCAUGCCCCCACCAUCAGGCCCAGUCAGCCCCAGCCCCGCCUACCCACCGCCACCUAGCCCUGCGCCCGUUCCUGCGGGCCAGCCUUCCAACAGCCCUCCCUACCCGUCAGCCACCAGCCCCAUGCCCCCACCUUCAGGCCCUGUCAGCCCCAGCCCCGCCCACCCACCGCCACCUAGCCCUGCGCCCUCUCCUGCCGGCCACCCUGCAAGCAGCCCUCCCUACCCGCCAGCCACCAGCCCCAUGCCCUCACCUUCAGGCCCAGUCAGCCCCAGCCCCGCCUACCCACCGCCACCUAGCCCUGCGCCCUCUCCUGCGGGCCAGCCUUCCAACAGCACUACCUACCCGCCAGCCACCAGCCCCAUGCCCCCACCUUCAGGCCCAGUCAGCCCCAGCCCCGCCUACCCACCGCCACCUAGCCCUGCGCCCCCUCCUGCGGGCCAGCCUUCCAACAGCCCUCCCUACCCGCCAGCCACCAGCCCCAUGCCCCCACCUUCAGGCCCAGUCAGCCCCAGCCCCGCCUACCCACCGCCACCCAGCCCUGCGCCCUCUCCUGCCGGCCAGCCUUCCAACAGCCCUCCCUACCCGCCAGCCACCAGCCCCAUGCCCCCACCUUCAGGCCCAGUCAGCCCCAGCCCCGCCUACCCAACGCCACCUAGCCCUGCGCCCUCUCCUGCGGGCCAGCCUUCCAACAGCACUACCUACCCGCCAGCCACCAGCCCCAUGCCCCCACCUUCAGGCCCAGUCAGCCCCAGCCCCGCCUACCCACCGCCACCCAGCCCUGCGCCCUCUCCUGCCGGCCAGCCUUCCAACAGCACUACCUACCCGCCAGCCACCAGCCCCAUGCCCCCACCAUCAGGCCCAGUCAGCCCCAGCCCUGCCUACCCACCGCCACCCAGCCCGGCGCCCUCUCCUGCCGGCCAGCCUUUGAACAGCCCUCCCUACCCGCCAGCCACCAGCCCCAUGCCCCCACCAUCAGGCCCAGUCAGCCCCAGCCCCGCCUACCCACCGCCACCUAGCCCUGCGCCCAUUCCUGCGGGCCAGCCUUCCAACAGCCCUCCCUACCCGCCAGCCACCAGCCCCAUGCCCCCACCUUCAGGCCCUGUCAGCCCCAGCCCCGCCCACCCACCGCCACCUAGCCCUGCGCCCUCUCCUGCCGGCCACCCUGCAAGCAGCCCUCCCUACCCGCCAGCCACCAGCCCCAUGCCCUCACCUUCAGGCCCAGUCAGCCCCAGCCCCGCCUACCCACCGCCACCUAGCCCUGCGCCCUCUCCUGCGGGCCAGCCUUCCAACAGCACUACCUACCCGCCAGCCACCAGCCCCAUGCCCCCACCUUCAGGCCCAGUCAGCCCCAGCCCCGCCUACCCACCGCCACCCAGCCCUGCGCCCUCUCCUGCCGGCCAGCCUUCCAACAGCCCUCCCUACCCGCCAGCCACCAGCCCCAUGCCCCCACCUUCAGGCCCAGUCAGCCCCAGCCCCGCCUACCCACCGCCACCUAGCCCUGCGCCCUCUCCUGCGGGCCAGCCUUCCAACAGCACUACCUACCCGCCAGCCACCAGCCCCAUGCCCCCACCUUCAGGCCCAGUCAGCCCCAGCCCCGCCUACCCACCGCCACCCAGCCCUGCGCCCUCUCCUGCCGGCCAGCCUUCCAACAGCCCUCCCAACCCGCCAGCCACCAGCCCCAUGCCCCCACCUUCAGGCCCAGUCAGCCCCAGCCCCGCCUACCCACCGCCACCUAGCCCUGCGCCCUCUCCUGCGGGCCAGCCUUCCAACAGCCCUCCCUACCCGUCAGCCACCAGCCCCAUGCCCCCACCUUCAGGCCCAGUCAGCCCCAGCCCCGCCUACCCACCGCCACCCAGCCCUGCGCCCUCUCCUGCCGGCCAGCCUUCCAACAGCCCUCCCUACCCGCCAGCCACCAGCCCCAUGCCCCCACCUUCAGGCCCAGUCAGCCCCAGCCCCGCCUACCCACCGCCACCUAGCCCUGCGCCCUCUCCUGCGGGCCAGCCUUCCAACAGCCCUCCCUACCCGCCAGCCACCAGCCCCAUGCCCCCACCUUCAGGCCCAGUCAGCCCCAGCCCCGCCUACCCAACGCCACCUAGCCCUGCGCCCUCUCCUGCGGGCCAGCCUUCCAACAGCACUACCUACCCGCCAGCCACCAGCCCCAUGCCCCCACCUUCAGGCCCUAUCAGCCCCAGCCCCGCCUACCCACCUCCACCCAGCCCGGCGCCCUCUCCUGCCAGCCCUCCCUACCCGCCAGCCACCAGCCGCAUGCCCCCACCUUCAGGCCCUGUCAGCCUCAGCCCCGCCUACCCACCGCCACCCAGCCCUGCGCCCUCUCCUGCGGGCCAGCCAACCAACAGCCCUCCCUACCCGCCAGCCACCAACCCCAUGCCCCCACCUUCAGGCCCAGUCAGCCCCAGCCCCGCCUACCCACCGCCACCCAGCCCUGCGCCCUCUCCUGCCGGCCAGCCUUCCAACAGCCCUCCCUACCCGCCAGCCACCAGCCCCAUGCCCCCACCUUCAGGCCCAGUCAGCCCCAGCCCCGCCUACCCACCGCCACCUAGCCCUGCGCCCUCUCCUGCGGGCCAGCCUUCCAACAGCACUACCUACCCGCCAGCCACCAGCCCCAUGCCCCCACCUUCAGGCCCAGUCAGCCCCAGCCCCGCCUACCCACCGCCACCCAGCCCUGCGCCCUCUCCUGCCGGCCAGCCUUCCAACAGCCCUCCCAACCCGCCAGCCACCAGCCCCAUGCCCCCACCUUCAGGCCCUGUCAGCCCCAGCCCCGCCUACCCACCGCCACCUAGCCCUGCGCCCUCUCCUGCGGGCCAGCCUUCCAACAGCCCUCCCUACCCGUCAGCCACCAGCCCCAUGCCCCCACCUUCAGGCCCAGUCAGCCCCAGCCCCGCCUACCCACCGCCACCCAGCCCUGCGCCCUCUCCUGCCGGCCAGCCUUCCAACAGCCCUCCCUACCCGCCAGCCACCAGCCCCAUGCCCCCACCUUCAGGCCCAGUCAGCCCCAGCCCCGCCUACCCACCGCCACCUAGCCCUGCGCCCUCUCCUGCGGGCCAGCCUUCCAACAGCCCUCCCUACCCGCCAGCCACCAGCCCCAUGCCCCCACCUUCAGGCCCAGUCAGCCCCAGCCCCGCCUACCCAACGCCACCUAGCCCUGCGCCCUCUCCUGCGGGCCAGCCUUCCAACAGCACUACCUACCCGCCAGCCACCAGCCCCAUGCCCCCACCUUCAGGCCCUAUCAGCCCCAGCCCCGCCUACCCACCUCCACCUAGCCCGGCGCCCUCUCCUGUCGGACACCCUGCAAGCAGCCCUCCCUACCCGCCAGCAACCAGCCCCAUGCCCCCACCUUCAGGCCCUGUCAGCCCCAGCCCCGCCUACCCACCGCCACCCAGCCCUGCGCCCUCUCCUGCCGGCCAGCCUUCCAACAGCACUCCCUACCCGCCAGCCACCAGCCCCAUGCCCCCACCUUCAGGCCCUAUCAGCCCGAGCCCCGCCUACCCACCUCCACCUAGCCCUGCGCCCUCUCCUGCGGGGCAGCCUUCGAACAGCACUACCUACCCGCCAGCCACCAGCCCCAUGCCCCCACCUUCAGGCCCUGUCAGCCCCAGCCCCGCCUACCCACCUCCACCCAGCCCUGCGCCCUCUCCUGCCGGCCAGCCUUCCAACAGCCCUCCCUACCCGCCAGCCACCAGACCCAUGCCCCCACCUUCAGGCCCUGUCAGCCCCAGCCCCGCCUACCCACUUCCACCCAGCCCUGCGCCCUCUCCUGCGGGCCAGCCUUCCAACAGCACUACCUACCCGCCAGCCACCAGACCCAUGCCCCCACCUUCAGGCCCUGUCAGUCCCAGCCCCGCCUACCCACCGCCACCCAGCCCUGCGCCCUCUCCUGCCGGCCAGCCUUCCAACAGCCCUCCCAACCCGUCAGCCACCAGCCCCAUGCCCCCACCUUCAGGCCCAGUCAGCCCCAGCCCCGCCUACCCACCGCCACCCAGCCCGGCGCCCUCUCCUGCCGGCCAGCCUUCCAACAGCCCUCCCUACCCGCCAGCCACCAGCCCCAUGCCCCCACCUUCAGGCCCAGUCAGCCCCAGCCCCGCCUACCCACCGCCACCCAGCCCUGCGCCCUCACCUGCGGGGCAGCCUUCGAACAGCCCUCCCUACCCGCCAGCCACCAGCCCCAUGCCUCCACCUUCAGGCCCAGUCAGCCCCAGCCCCGCCUACCCACCUCCACCCAGCCCGGCGCCCUCUCCUGCGGGCCAGCCUUCCAACAGCCCUCCCUUCCCGCCAGCCACCAGCCCCAUGCCCCCAACUUCAGGCCCAGUCAGCCCCAGCUCCGCCUACCCACCUCCACCCAGCCCUGCGCCCUCUCCUGCCGGCCAGCCAACCAUCAGCCCUCCCUACCCGCCAGCCACCAGCCCCAUGCCCCCAUCUUCAGGCCCUGUCAGCCCCAGCCCCGCCUACCCACCUCCACCCAGCCCUGCGCCCUCUCCUGCCGGCCAGCCUUCCAACAGCCCUCCCUUCCCGCCAGCCACCAGCCCCAUGCCCCCACCUUCAGGCCCAGUCAGCCCCAGCUCCGCCUACCCACCUCCACCCAGCCCUGCGCCCUCUCCUGCCGGCCAGCCAACCAACAGCCCUCCCUACCCGCCAGCCACCAGCCCCAUGCCCCCACCUUCAGGCCCUAUCAGCCCCAGCUCCGCCUACCCACCUCCACCCAGCCCUGCGCCCUCUCCUGCCGGCCAGCCAACCAACAGCCCUCCCUACCCGCCAGCCACCAGCCCCAUGACCCCACCUUCAGGCCCUGUCAGCCCCAGCCCCGCCUACCCACCGCCACCCAGCCCUGCGCCCUCUCCUGCCGGCCAGCCUUCCAACAGCCCUCCCUACCCGCCAGCCACCAGCCCCAUGCCCCCACCUUCAGGCCCAGUCAGCCCCAGCCCCGCCUACCCACCUCCACCCAGCCCUGCGCCCUCACCUGCGGGGCAGCCUUCGAACAGCCCUCCCUACCCGCCAGCCACCAGCCCCAUGCCCCCACCUUCAGGCCCAGUCAGCCCCAGCUCCGCCUACCCACCUCCACCCAGCCCUGCGCCCUCUCCUGCCGGCCAGCCAACCAACAGCCCUCCCUACCCGCCAGCCACCAGCCCCAUGCCCCCACCUUCAGGCCCUAUCAGCCCCAGCUCCGCCUACCCACCUCCACCCAGCCCUGCGCCCUCUCCUGCCGGCCAGCCAACCAACAGCCCUCCCUACCCGCCAGCCACCAGCCCCAUGCCCCCACCUUCAGGCCCUGUCAGCCCCAGCCCCGCCUACCCACCUCCACCCAGCCCUGCGCCCUCACCUGCGGGGCAGCCUUCGAACAGCCCUCCCUACCCGCCAGCCACCAGCCCCAUGCCCCCACCUUCAGGCCCAGUCAGCCCCAGCCCCGCCUACCCACCGCCACCCAGCCCUGCGCCCUCUCCUGCCGGCCAGCCUUCCAACAGCCCUCCCUACCCGCCAGCCACUAGCCCACCUUCAGGCCCUGUCAGCCCCAGUUUACCCACGCCCGCGUCCUACCCUCCGCCGCCCAGAUCCAGCCCCAGCCCUAUCAGCACCUCUCCACCACCCUCCACCUUACAACCCACCCUCGCACCUCCUAGCCCAGCAGUGCCGCAACCUCCAUCCCAAGCGCCGCCCACCUUUCUUCCGCAAGCACCUUCAACCAUCCCACCUGCAGACGCACCCUUGCCGCCUUCAGAGCACCUACCCAGCCCUCCGGCAUCGCCUCCAUCCCACCCAACGUCAUUGCCUUCAUUCCCCGCUUUCUACCCUGAGUGGUAUACGGCGCCUCCACGACCUUCCAGCGCCAUCGAUCCAAACUGGCCAGGGGAAGCCGUCAUCCCGGUACCACUUCCAGACGAAAUUGCACCCAUCGGCUCUGUUGGGUACGACAUUUCUGUGUACGACUUUUACGAAGAUGCGUCGUACUUCACUGUGACGUACUUGCUUGUUGUCGGUGACUCAGCAUCCACGAUGCUGGGCUGGAGUUUGGUUGUGAACCCCGCGACGAUGGGUACGGAUCUAGACGUCAAUGCGGUGGAGACUGCCGUACGAACCGAUAGCGAUGGCAGCGUGUCAAUUGUCUCGGUCAUUCCCUACACUCUGUCGCCAAUGCCAACCCUCACCAUCGUCAACGACGUGGCUCCGGGCACUGUCGCCCUGUUCGCCAUUGCCUUCCCCAAGAUCCCUGCCGGCGGCCAUGGGCGACACCACCUGCGGCAUUUGAUGGCUGACAGUACGACAACGAACCGUAGUGUUAGCGGCGGUGUUGCACUUUGGAGCAACACGACACUUGUCGUAACGGUGGUACCGUCCCAAGUAACAGGUCCUGGCAGCGCAGACCUUGCAACCGGGGCGUCACUUUGCAGUACAAGUGCUGGCAUAGCCUCGCUGGCGUCGCGGCCGUCCGUACCCCUGCUGGGCUCAACCGGUUGCUUGAGGACCGCAAUCAAGAUCUCCUUCUCGUUGGCGACAGGACGUACGGCAGUUUCCGUACGUGUGUACGGUAACGCAGGCCUGGAUGCGAGCACAGCGGCAGAGUGCGCACAGUGGUUGACUGACUUUGAUCAGCCGGUCUUCCUGCGGCUGCUUCUGAGCAGCAAGACAGCCGCAGUGAUGUCAGCCUCCGUUCCACCCAGCCCUUCAGCCCCUCCCAGCUUCUCCUUCGUGCGAAAUGCGGCCCUUACCAUCUCACGCUCCUCUGCACGCGCCAUCUCCUCCCCCGGCGUCUACUUGAACUUCAGCCUGCCGGACGCCCUAGCCGUGGCUGACAUCUGCGCACCAAGCGCGCUAUCCGGCCAGCUGCCUGAGUCCUGCGUGGUGCAGCUGGUGUCCCGCAGCGCAUGCGCGCAGGGGCUUGCGGCUGAGGCCAGCGUACCGCCUGCAUCGCCACCGCCCAUGCUGCCUUCUCCCUCCCAACCAGCGCCGCCGGUGCCCGUACCUCUUCCUCCUCCAACGCCAGAACCAUCACCUCAAUCGUCGCCGCCACCGCCGUCACGCCCUCCAACCUCACCUGGAACCCCUCCACCGCCCCCGCCACCGCCGCCACUUCCGCCCUUCCCAGCCGUGCCGCCAGCAUUACCACCGCCGUCAACGCCACUGCAUCCGCCACCACCUCCGGUAAUGCCCAUGUCUCUAUUACCGCCGCCGCCGCCACCUCCGCCGCCGCCGCCACCGCCUCCUCCUCUGUCGACACCCGAGCCACCAUCAUCGCAGCCGCCGUCGGAUCCGUCGUCGCCACUUACUGCGCCAAGCUCUUUGCCGCCGCCGCCCCCACCCCCGCCGCCGCCGCCCCCACCGCUACUACCACCACCGCCGUCACCGUCGCCCCUCACACCACCGCAACUUCCACCGUCGCCACGGCCGCCGCGACCGCCUCCGCCGCACCCACCCUCACCCCGGCCUCCAAGGCCACCAAGGCCGCCGCCGCCGAAACCGCCCCGGCCGCCGCGGCCACCGCCGCCGGAUCCAGUCGCCUCGCCGCCUGUCGACAACUCACCUGUCGACUACCCACCUGCCGACUUGCCGCCACCGCCGCCACCGCCACCGCCACCCCCUCCCCCUACAGCUCCCAAGCCGCCGCCACCUCGAUCACCCCUGCCGCCGCCACCGCCACCGCCUCCUCCGCCGCCUCCGCCCAUGUCUCCAGAACCAGAAACCCACCUGUCCUCUCCAUCGCCGCCGCCACCGCCAGCAACACCACCUUUAGCUCCCCAGCUCCAGCUACCGCCACCGCCGCCACCGCCACCACCCCCGCCACCCCCAGCAGUCCCUGGAACAACGCUUCACCCGCCGCCUCCGCCGCCGGCCUCUGCCCCUUCAUCCUCACCUCCACAACUGCCCACCUCCAGCCCACCUCCCUCCCCACAGCAGCCACCUGCGCAUAACCCCCAGCCCCCCGCCCCCCUCCCAUCCGGCGCACCUCCACCCAACCAGCAAGGAUACCCCAACCCCCUCCCGCCGAGCCCCACAUCAAGCCCCAGUCCCAGCGGUUCCAGCCCCCCUCCGGGUCCAAUGCCCGCGCCGACGCCCGACACGCACCCCAGCCCCAUGCUGGCCCCAGCCCCUCCCGCCGGCCAUCCCACAAACAGCCCAUCCUACCCGCCAGCCCCCGGCUCCAUGCCCCCACCUUCAGGCCCAGUCAGCCCCAGCCCCGCCUACCCACCUCCACCCAGCCCUGCGCCCUCUCCUGCCGGCCAGCCUUCCAACAGCCCUCCCUACCCGCCAGCCACCAGCCCCAUGCCCCCACCUUCAGGCCCAGUCAGCCCCAGCCCCGCCUACCCACCGCUACCCAGCCCUGCGCCCUCUCCUGCCGGUCACCCUGCAAGCAGCCCUCCCUACCCGCCAGCCACCAGCCCCAUGCCCCCUCCUUCAGGCUCUGUCAGCCCCAGCCCUGCCUACCCUCCACCACCCAGCCCCGCCUACCCACCUCCACCCAGCCCCGCCCACCCUCCUCCACCUAGCCCCGCCUACCCUCCACCACCCAGCCCCGCCUACCCACCUCCACCUAGCCCCGCCCACCCUCCUCCACCUAGCCCCGCCCACCCUCCUCCACCUAGCCCCGCCUACCCUCCUCCAACUAGCCCCGCCUACCCUCCACCACCUAGCCCCGCCUACCCACCUCCACCCAGUCCUGUCUAUCCCCCACCUCCCUCCCCCGCCUCCCACCCGUCCGCCAGCCCACCCUCCCCACCAGCACCACACCCUCCACCGCUUCCAAUUCCACCCAAACCCGCACAGCCCACUACCUCCGCACCCCCUGCUGGUACCGAUAACCCACCGCCCUCGCCCCCCUCUCAACCACCUACUGUCAGCCCCAACAUGCCCAGCCCCUCGCCACCACCCACCUCCGCCAGCCCCAGCCCCAGCCCCAACAGCCCCGACUCGAACAGCCAAGAUCCUCCGGGCCAAUCGCCAUCCACAUUGCUGCCGCCGCCACCACCGCCGCUAUCGCAGCAGCCCUCGCCGCCACCGCAGCAGCCCUCGCCGCCACCGCAGCAGCUGAUGACGCCACCACCGACAGGCCCCAUGUUCACGUUGCCUUCCGGCGCCGUGAUUCCGGUUUCCGUGCCAAGUGAUGUGGUCGGCUGGUUCUCAUCCGGGUACGACAUAUCAAUGUACGACAUGGCUGAGAAUACGACACACUUUGUCGUAACGUACCUGGUAGCUGUGGGCGAAGCGGCAUCCGCGUUGCAAGGCUGGAGCUUAGUCGUGGAUCCUGCAGUGAUGGGCGGCGACCUAGACGUUGCCAGCGUCACAAGUGCCCUGCGGACGUCGGAUGAUGGUGUCGUACAAACUGUGAAAGCGGUUCCGUACACGCAGUCCGUGCUGCCAACGGUAACCAUCGUCAAUGACGUCCAACCGGGCUCUAGCGUGUUGUUCUCCCUGGCGUUCUUGAAGCUCAACGCGCGGUUGCAAGGCCGCCGGCAGUUGGCCGACGCCGCAACCACCAACGUAACUACCACACGAAGCGCCAACGCGGUUGUAGCCUUAUGGAGCUCUAGCGCAAUCUCAACAACGGUACUGUCACCUGAUCUGACAGGCCCGUCGGGCUCCGCUUUGGCCUCUGGCGCGGCACUCUGCUCAGCCAACACUGGGGCGUCAACGCUAACACUCAACACAACAUGGAAUUCCUCAUCGCCGUCGUCGUUGUCCUCAGUGUCGUUGAUCGGGCCGUCCGGUUGCCUGGUGACGUCCAUCCGGAGAUCCUUCGCAGCCUCGACCGGUCGUACUUCUGUUGCCGUACAUUUGUACGGCAACAGUGCGCUGGAUGCGGGUACGACAGCGGCUUGCAGCAAGUGGCUAGCGGAACUCCCACAGCCGGUCUACCUGCAGUUGCUCCUCAGCAACACAACCGCGUCGGCAUUGUCAGCAUCCAACCCUCCCAACUUCAUGUACCUGCGUAACGCGGCACUCACCCUGCCCCGAACCUCGGCCCUUGGUAUCGCCUCCCCCGGCGUCUACUUGAACUUCAGCCUGCCGGACGCCCUAGCCGUGGAUGACAUCUGCGCACCAAGCGCGCUAUCCGGCCAGCUGCCAGAGUCCUGCGUGGUGCAGCUGGUGUCCCGCAGCGCAUGCACGCAGGGCCUUGCGGCUGAGGCGAAUGACAUCGUUCCUGGACCCGUGGGUCAGACGCCCGUGGUCGCCGCCGCGCCGCCGUCACCUGGAUUGAGCCCUGGAAACCAGUACGGCCAGAACUCGCCGCCUGGGCAAAAUGUAGCGCAAGGAGGUGCCCUCACGAAUAGCCAGGUGGCCAUCAUCGUCUGUUUCGUCGUGGGCUUUGCGCUGCUCUCCCUCAUGGUUCUAGCGCUCGUGGUCUACUACCGCCGCAAGCGCUGGAGUCCAGCCAAGGACGAACUAGGCGGCGUCCGCCCCGGCAGCCGCUACGUCAUCAACAUCAACGCCAUGGCUGCAACUGCCGGAACCAUGGAAGGCGAGGAUGACGUGGUAGCAACUUUCAUGGCCCUUGGCAGCUCACCGCCCUCGCUGCCCGGGUGGCGCUUCAGCAGGCGAUUUUCCGGCGCCGACGGCGGCAGCGGCGGCGGCGUUCCCUUUGACGUCAGCUCGCUUCAGACGCCGCCCGUGCCUUCCGUACGACUGAGCUGUGGCUCCUCAACCCAAACAAAGUCAACCGCGUCCAGUCGUACAGCGUUCUUCAACAACCCGCUGUCCAUGACGAGCCCUACGGUACCCAACAUUGAUGAAGCAGCAGAGGAUGAACGCGUGAGCGGUAUUGCGCUGGUGAUGGGCCCUGUGCCGCCCUCCGAACGCCGUCGGCCCGGCAGCGCUAUGACCAGCAGCAGCAGCGGCUUUGGCGGCCGAAGCAGCAGCCGCGGCGGAGCUGUCCGGGGAAGUGUUGCCAGCAGCACCGGCAGCAACAGCGUCACGGCUGCUGGCGGUCGGGGAAGUGUCGCUGGCAGCAGUAGCGCGCAGGGGAGCCCCGCUGGGAGCAGCAGAGGCAGCGCGGGAGGAAGCAGCGGGUCCGGUGAUGCGGCCAGGCCUGCCUCAGAGGGAUCACUUCCCCCACAGGGGGGAGUGGGGCCCUGGGGGAGCACGUAGAGGAAGCGAUGUGUAGGAGUUGAUGAUGAGGAGGAUGGUGUAAAUUAGGAAGAAGAUGAAGGGUCGCUAGGAGGACUGCUGUGACGGAAGACAAGGAGGCACGUUCGGUGGGACAUGCCAGAGAUACGUAGGGUGUGACGAGAUUUAUUGAUUGUACGGGGUUGAGCUGUACGGAAGUUCUUAAGGGUUCUGGUGCUGCUGCUGCUCUGAUGCACGGUGAUGCUGAUGAUUUGUGAGAUUGAUGAAUGGUUUCGAGUUGGAUUGUGUACGGGUAUGUUGACAUUAGGAAGCCCUUGAAGAGGGCGGAGGAAGACGAAGAUAUAUCGAUGACGAAGCGGUCAUGUACGCGUGAUAGGAGGGUGUUUGACACACCAUACCUUAUCUGGGUACUACUAAGCAUGAACGAUUCCUGGUUGCAUGCAUGCCAUUCCAGCAGGUUUUCGUGUUCCGCGCGCGCUGUGCGUGUGCGUGCGUCGGCAGUCAGUUUUUGUAGUGUAGGUUAGGGUUAUCAAGAGUGCUAUCGUUACAAGGGUGUAGAGGGUUUGCCAAGGAAGGGGAAAUGUAGGACAGCCUGUUAGGUGUGCCACCCGAUCAUGAAACAGUAAGCAACGGACGAACUUGGCGUGACGACGGUUGAACUCUGGAUGGAGAAGCCACCGCACUUGCGAACAUGCUCGGGAAGCGGAGUUCUGUUCCCAGCGCGUUUUGUUGGGACAUGUUGCAGUCCCGCCGGCAUGUCAUGGUGCCGGGCUGCUGUUGUGAUAAGCCGAAGUAUUGUUCUGAGGUUUGUUAGGACCUAACACCACUAACGAGUAUUGCGCAUGCGGGACGAUGGCUUACCGAUAUGAUGGUUGACGGGUGGAUGUUAAAACGUUGAGGUAAGGCCGCAGGCCUCAGAUAGGUUGGAGGCGAACAAUGACCCUUUGACCCCUCCUCGUUUUUUCCUUUUCUAGGUGAUGUCACACGCCUGGGUGGUUAGUCGCGGCGCAAACAUGCGUGCGCGAACUGAGUUGCUGUUGCAGUACAGUGUUUGUUGUAGUACGAAAAUGAUGACAGCGACAGCAGGUUGAGCCGGUGCAUGGUUUGGGAUGUUGCUGAGAUGCCAGGACUCGCCCCCGUGUGCAUGACGUGGCUUGUGUCGCCGAGUGCUGCUGAGGCUUGAAAUGGUUCCAGUGUUGGGGAAAGCGUGUGAUGGAGGUGGGGAAGGUUGCAUGGCAACCCGCAGGGGGCUCUACCCACGUCGUACGAUGUGGGCGGAUGUGCGUACAUGCUCGUACCGUAGCUUGCCGCAAUGCAGGAGCCACUGGCGCGUCUUCGUAGGAGUUGUUUGGGCCGAAAGCAACCCUGAUCUUCUGUUGCUGUAUUUGCUGACCGUUCAUGCACUGGUGGGCAGUUGUUUGGCCUGGGGCCCUGUGGUUGGUGGUUUGGACGCAUGAUCCCCUUCUGAUGAUUAGGACUUGCCCGUCGACUAGUAAGUCGCAGGCUUUACGCAAGAUGUGUGCUUGUAAGCCGUCUUGGAGGCCAAGACAGGCGGAGUUAAGUGCAGUAUAAGGUUUAUAAUCCUCUAUCCUCUUUAGUGCCAUUGUACGUCCUAUGAUGCGUACGGUGAAUGGCCGUUUUGUUUGUGACGGAUCAUUAAAAACCAUUCAAGCAUGUGCGGUUUAUGACAUAUGACGUUCCAUGGCUUGACCUGCAUUGAGCCCGUAGCUCCGUACGGUAUUGAAAUCAAUCAUACCAGGGCUCUUGUGGCUGUAAGAUUUUGUCUGAUGUUAACGCUGCGUUUAGCCCCAAAUGGG